Messenger RNA from Mirounga angustirostris (Northern elephant seal), 7237 nucleotides. It is a transcript of the gene CCL22, whose product is annotated as C-C motif chemokine ligand 22. The transcript has 6 exons. Gene Ontology annotation, biological process: immune response; eosinophil chemotaxis. The record is from RefSeq and is a predicted model, not a curated record. The coding region runs from base 5368 to 5646 and encodes 92 amino acids. NCBI's taxonomy places the organism in Eukaryota, Metazoa, Chordata, Mammalia, Carnivora, Phocidae. Gene Ontology annotation, cellular component: extracellular region. Gene Ontology annotation, molecular function: chemokine activity.
CGAGAACUCUCCCUUUGACCCGCAGGCAUUCGUGGCUCGGCCGAGCACUCCUGCAUGCGUGCAUUCACUCACGAUUCAAGUCGGCGUAUCUGCCAGCACCCUGGCAUUUCUGCACACACUUCCUGUGCAUUUCCUGCACGAAGCAGUCAAGCUCGCCUUCCCGCACUAGCGUAGAGAUCUCCGUUUGCUGGCGCCCGUACCAGGUGAAAUCGGGAUAUCGCAAGGUCUGAUCGCACGCGUCUCGCGUUCUCCUUCCGAACAUUUGUCGAAACUGCAACUUCACGUUUUUAUGUGUGUUACAGCCAUUUAUUCGGAUUCGGGGUUCCGCCGCGUCCUGCAGCGGCACAGCGGGAUACGCGCUCUGUUCCUGACCGUGUCCCUAGAGCCCAAACCGGGUUUGACACACAGUAGGCGCGCAGGGAAUGUCUGUGGAUUAAUCCUUCCCUCGCCUCCCCCUUUCCUGCAUUCUGUCAUGUGGUGAUUCACGUUUCCUCCCCAGCUACCGCCCCUCACCCCCGCGCCCCGCCUCGGGGGGAGGCAGAUCCCCACCUUCGCAGCACCUUCCGCCCCCUCCCUCCCUAACCCCAGACUCACGCCUCCGGCUCCGACCAGGGACCAGAAGACUUACGGGCCACGAGGGCGCCUUUCUCCAGGGGAUUUCCGGGAGGGAAAAGGGCACUUCCACCCUCCCAGGAUGUCAUACGCCCCAGUUCGAAGGCUCCCCCGAGGCCCUGAAGACGCAGCUCCUAAAGAAGGGCAGGCAAGAAGGGGGGGUGAGGGACAGGAGACAGAGGUUCUGGCAGGGCUGGGCCCCUGACUGGCUGUGUAACGUGGGUCUGAAAGGUGACUGAGUGUGACUUCUGUGAGCCGACCCUCCACCCUCGAGUCCAGGCGACAGACUCAGAGACUGUGAAUAGUGGAGUCACAUUUGCCCCUCAGUGCCCUCCGACUCACCCAAGAUGGUAUCACAGAGCAGCCUCAGCCAGAGAACAUUCCCUACCAACCCAGGCUCAGGUCCUGAUUAUUUAGCUGGUGAUGAACCUCCCCAUCCCCUUUCCUUCUCACAAGUGCCCCCUCCUCAUUGGCUGUCAGAAUUUAUUUCUUUGGGUUCAGCAAGAACCUCUUUUAUAUCUUUUCCUGAAAUACAAAUUGCCCUGGACACUGGAAAGGGCAUCCACAAACAUUUAGAGAGCACUUGCUAUGUGUCAGACACUUCUAGAUGCUGUCACAAAACAGAAUUUCUGCCCUCAAGAUAUGUUCAAGCAUGGGGUGAAGGGAGAGAGAGAAGAAAUAGGUGAAUGGCAAAAUGGCAAAGAAGGUCAGGUGUUGAUAAGUGCAGGACAGAGGAUGUGUCAGGAAACCUGUAAGGUAACCAGGUAUCCUGUAAGGUAACCAGCAGUCCUGUCUGGGGCACCAGUUUCGGCCAUCUGAUUUGAUAGGGCUUUUCAUUACUUCUACAUACAAAUGAAUCUCGUGCAUAGAGAUGCAAGUGGAUUUUGUUGGGGUGAAUUGCAAUUAAUGACUGUCUCCUGGAUACUGACCAUUUUUCCCAUCUAUUUAUAAAUUCAUUUCAUCAUUCCUGAUUGCCAAUAUACAUGUGUCUUUAAAGAUUUAUUUAUUAGAGAGGGAGUGAGGAGAAGGGGCAGAGGGAGAGGGAGAUAAUCCCAAGCAGACGCCCCUCCAGCUCAGAGCCCUAGGCAGGGCUCGAUCCCAGGAUCCUAAGAUCAUGACCUGAGCUGAAAUCAAGAGUUGGAGGCUCAACAGACUGAGCCACCCAGGCACCCCAUACAUGUAUUUUUGAAUUCUCCCUAGAACCAGUUGUAACGUCUUAUUGUUUCCUCAGAAUUAAUGAAUUCCAUGAAAUCUUUGACUUGGUUCAUUUUAUAUUUCUAUGAGAAUCAUGAUUUUACCUUUAAAAAAAUCUCCUUUAACCAUGAUCAGAAAUGACUAGGAGCUCUCAUAGGAAGGGUGGUAAGGGAGGGCCUCCCUGAGGAGGUGACACUGAGUUCGACAGGGAGAAGCAAGCAGAAUCAAAGCUGGUGGCAUUCUACGUGGAAGGCAUAGCCAAUGCAAAUAUCCUGAGGCAGGGAGGAGUGUGAUCUAUUGGAGGGGCAACAAGCCAGUGGGGCAGGGAUAUGGAUGGAGGAGGCUGAAGUCCGUAUCACACAGGGCUGGGAUGCCAGGGAGGGGAAUUUGGAUUUUCUUGUGUGUGUGGUGGUGUCACUGGAGUGCUUUAAGCAGGGGAAUGAUCCUAACUGGAUCCUUUGAAAAUGAUUCCUUUGGCUGCUGUGUGAAUGGUGGAUGUGAGAAGCCAAGAGAAAAAUCAGAGCCCAGGGAGAAGGCCAUGAGAGAUGAGGUGGCUAGACCAGGGAAGUGAAGACUGCAAAAGGUGGCUGAAUUCAAGAUUCAAGAUGUGUUUCGGUGGUAAAAAGAACUAGCCUUGCUGGCUGGCUGAUGUGCAUGUUGGGGUGCAGAUGUGGAGAGACGGGACACAGAGAUGGGACACAAAGUCACUAAGGCCAUAGAGGGGCCAGAUUACUAGGUACUCACAACUUCUCUUUAAAGCAAGUCAUCAGAUAGGGGCUGCUAGCUCCCCACUCCUGCCCCAUUGCAGGAAGCUAAGGCUCAGACAGUCUGAAUGACUUGCCAGGGUCCUCUGGAACCUCCAGAAGCCUCUGGAACCCCCCUCCCUCAUGCCUUAUACUACCAACCUUUCUGAGUGCGUAUCAUUUUAGAGAUGAGAAAACGGGCAGGCAACUGCUGGAGCCCAAGCCAGCCCCUUUCUGUCUGCUGCCCUCCCGGCCUGGCUGGGAGAAAGUGCUCGCUGGUUGGGCUGUCAGUGCUGAGGCUCCUCUCAGCCCUAUCUUCUGAGUUUGGGUGGAUAGUCAGCUGUCUUCCCUCCACACUUUUCAGGUUCCAGACUCCUGGCCUGGAGGAAGGCUUUUAGGAUCCCAUUCCUAAAAGCAGGUAGCUCAGGCCUCCAAGACCAAAAAUGGGAAAGGAGAGAUCCUGUUUAUCUCAUUUUCCCCCUUAGCAGCAGCCUAGAUAUCAACAGUGGACCAUAGAGGGACAGGCCUCACCCAGUCCCCACUGUGGGCCUUUGUCCAGCUUGAAAGAGGAAAGUCCCCUGAGCUCAGCCUGGGAAGUCCACCAGCACUUGGGGAUGCCCCAGCCUGGCUCCUCUCGUGCUCGGCUCCAAUUAGUCUGGAUGGAGUCCGUGGCCAAUUGGCAAGCUGGUGCUCAGCCAGCCGAGGGGCCCGAAAGGGGGAUCCUAGCAUUCCUGUGACCUUGGAACACAUCACCACCUCUGCCUGGGGAAAGAGUGGCAGGAAGCUGAGUUUUAUGGGUGCCUUUUUACACCCAUUCACUUGAUGUUCAUAACGGUACCACAACGUAGGUUUUCACUGCACCUAUUUCACAGAGAAGGAAAAUGAGGCUCAGAGAGGCCAAGUAACUUACCCAGAUUCGCCCAGCUGAUAAGUAGAGCCUGAUUUUUCUGGCUCAAUACGCGUUCUUGAGUACUACUGGGGGCCUAGAACUGUGAUAGAUGCUUUCUUUACAUUGUCUUCUUUAACAACAACAACAGAAAAACCCAAUGAAGGUUGCCAAAUGGCCAGCGAGACUUUGUGAUGUUAUCUUUACUCCUGUUUUUAUUCUUGGAGGAGACUUAAAAGAAAGGCUAGGCUUUUCCCAGCCAGCCAGGCCAAGCAGCAUGACCAAGUGUUUGUGUUCAGGCUCUGGUUUCCUCGGCAAAGCUGGGGGUACAGAAAUCAUCAGGCGCCAGCAACAAAGCCCUGCCAAGGCCCUGGUUUGGGCAUCCCGGCCUCCUGAGUGGGGAGCCCAGGGGUGAAGUGGAUGAAGCAGGCGUGGAUCUCUGAUGGGACGGGAUGGGAACGUCUCAGUCCACCCAGGUCCAGCCUUGGCAUAGUCAGAGGUAGAUGGCCCAGUUUCCCGAUUUUGAGUGGAUCACGUGGACAGUGGUGACCAGAAGGGACCAAAGGCCAGGAGCUCACUUCCAAGUUCUCUGGACCACUUAUCAUGCCCCCGAAGCCUCGGGUCACCCUAGAAAGAGAACCCCAGGAAUGGAGUGGACCCUGUAGCCCACCACUCUGAUAAGCAAGGGGCACAGAGCCUAUUUUAACUUGAGGCAGCUUGGAUAAGUGUGUCAGCCUGUGGAUUCUGGAACCACUCUGCCAUUUGCUAGCUCUGUGACCAUAGGUGAGUUAAGUAGCUUCUCUGUUCCUCAGUUCCCCUACCUGUAAAAUGGAUUUAGGAAUAGUAUCUGCCUCAAAGGGUUGUUGUAAAGAUGAAAGAGUUAAUGCAUGCCGAGCUGGUAGAGUGCCUGCAGAGAAUUAUGUGUUAGCCUAGAAAAAAGAAAGCCCUGUGCUGCUUCUGGCCCCUGGUGGAUAUUGUGGGGCAAGUCUUCAGCUGCCAAACUGACUUUUCAGAGAGUGUCGUAGGGCCAUCCCCACGACCACAGCAGACCCCGACCAACUGCCACAUUAGAGCUAGCCUUGUUCACCUCUCUAACCUCGCCUCCCACCUCCAGCCCCCUACCCCCGUCUUGCUGUUUCUUCAGUGCACAAAGCAUGUUCCCUCCUGGGGCCCUGGCACUGAUAUUCCCUCUGUGGAGCCAUUUCCCGCCCCCCACCCCCCAGCUUAUGCAGGACUGCUUCCUUUUAUCGCUCCUGCUCCGUGUCAGCUUCCAUGUCUUGGCCGCAGCACCCUGGCGAAGGUGGCCCCUCGCCUUACCUCCCGUUUGCUCUCUAUCUGGCCUCCUUCUUGCAGAUUCGAAGCCUCUGGGCUCAUUGGCUGGCUUCUUUGCUGAUCAUGCUUCUGUCCUGCUAGGCUCUGUGCUCUGUAAAGGCAGGAGCCUUGGCCAUUUUGUUCACCAGUUACUCCCAGCAGAUAGCUCAGCACCCGUGACACAGCAGGAGCUUGAUGAAGAAGUACUGCAUGAGUGGAUGAAUAGACGGACGGAUGGAUGGAUGGAUGGAUGGACGGACGGACGGAUGGACGGACGAGUAAAUUCCCUGGGCUCUUCAAGCCAGUUUUCUGUCCCUCAAUGGUGGAGCUCAGGAAGCCUCCCCAGUGCUGGACUCCUGGCUAAUCAGCAAAACAUCGGGAAGCAAGAGAUCAGAGCCUAUCAAAUGAAACUAGGCAGCACCCUGGGAAAAACUCCAAUGAUGCCAAAAAAGGCAAAGAAGGACAGGUCUGGUCUGCAGGGAUUGAGAGGAAGGGCAUCCCAGCCCUUCAAGAUAUCUGUGCCCAUAAACCUCAGGAGGCAGGAGCCAUGAGCCGUGCGGUUCUUCACCAAAACUCCGCGAGGCACCAGGACACCUGGGCUGGGACACAAAGGACAAGAGCAUGGCCAGCCUGAAGACUCCGCUCCUGGCUGCCCUUGUCUUUCUUGCUCUGACACAAGCAACUGAGGCAGGUCCCUUUGGUGCCAACGUGGAAGAUAGUAUCUGUUGCCGGGACUACUUCCGUCACCCUCUGCCCCUGCGCAUGCUGAAGUUUUUCUACUGGACCUCAGACUCGUGCCGGAGGCCUGGCGUGGUCUUCCUAACUGUCAAGGACCGGGAGAUCUGUGCUGACCCCAGAAUGCCCUGGGUGAAGAAGAUUCUCCAGAAACUGGACUCAUGAGGACUCCUGGGCUUGGCUCAUCCGGAAGGGCUCACAGAGCCCCGCCUCCUGGCCAUUACAGCUGCCCGCCAACACAAGCCUGGGCCAACCAAUCCCUCCGCCAUCUUUUAUCUCUGUCCCUGAAGCUAUCACCCUCAGACGAGCCUCCACACUCUCACCCAUCUCCCCUCUUAUCCUUCCAAACCGUCCUCUGCCUGACCAUAGCCAGAGAGGCCACAGUCCUGCUCAGUCACUCCCUGGCUCAAAACCCUCCCCUGGCUCCCCAUUUUUGCCCCAGGCUGAGGUGAAAGCUCGGGAGCCUGGCACCCCUGCCUCCAGCCCUGCCUCACUUCCCUUCAUGCAUACUGGACUCCAGCUCCCUGUUUUCCAAACUCAUGCCGUACACAUCCACUUCCAGGUCUUUCUCCAGGCUGCUCCUGAUGCCCAGAAUGUCUCUCCAUCACCUGUGUGUGUCCAACCCUCCCGGCCCUCCAAGGCAUUGCACAACCCAAGCAGCAAGCAAUUGAGUUUUAUUUUUCAGAUGUCCCCUGACCCUCUGCCCUCUCUUAACAGCCCCAGUCACAGUUUGCCCAGAAUUCUCAGGACUUGGGGGCUUGCCCUUCAGCCCCAGUGGUUGGACCAAGGUCCCACGCUGGAGUUACUUUGUCUCCUGGCCUCUAACACAGAGCCCAGAGCACAGGGCCUGGCUCAGAAUCAGGGCUCAAUGAAUGGCUAGAGGCUGAAUCAAUAAAAGUAAUGUUCCUCUCCCAGCUCCCACCCCACAAAGACCCUCACACAUCAAUACAGAGACUCAAGUUCAUCUAGAAAGCAGCCAGCUGAGUCAAUUGUGAAGCCUCAAAUUUGCCCAGAUUCACCUUACUUCCCAUUUUACUUUUAUGUGUGUCACCUCUUUACUUUUCUUAUUUCCCUCUGGUCUUGACUGCUCCUCCAACCUCCAACACCCAGGCUUGACCUCUUCAGAGUCCCCCACUUUCCCUUUCUCUUUUCCCAAAUAACAGUAACCAAACUUUCGCUAUGGUGUGAAUGACUACCCUUUGCUUGUCAGUACUAGCAAGCUCUAGCUGUAUUUUUAUAAGAAAAGAGGGCAAAUGCUUAAGAGGCCAAGUGGAUGAAUGGAAGAACUUUAGGAACUGUGCGGGAGGGGGACAAGGCGGAGCUUUUCUGGCCCUGGGAGUGUGUGGGGCAUAGUUAAAUGAAAGAGCCUUGGGUGAAGAUUGUUCUCAGGUGGAAGGGGUCAGCAUAAGGACUGGGAUUUAGGGCUUAUCUGCACUUCCUUGGGGACCGUAGGUUCACCAGGCAAAAGAAAUAAACUUUAUAAGUGCUUGUUUCUUUCCGAGGGGGCCUGGGGUGGUGCAGCAGGGUGGUUGUUGCUCUGGGAUUCUGAGACCACUGAACCUCCUGGAGCCUCACUUGAGAAUGGGAAUACCCAUCUUAUGGGGUGGCUGUGGGGCUUAGGUCCAAGACAUGGGGAAUAAAACUCCUCCCUGGAGUGCUAACCUGCCCACUGCCCGUGCAUAGGGCCCUGGGAUUUCCCCUCCUCUCCUGUCCUGCCCUUGUCACUCAGGCCUUCUGAAAAAAUAAAUCCUCUACA